Molecule: messenger RNA, 693 nt
Organism: Triplophysa dalaica
Lineage: Eukaryota; Metazoa; Chordata; Actinopteri; Cypriniformes; Nemacheilidae
Product: fucolectin-like
Exons: 6
Coding region: 1-693 (230 amino acids)
Source: RefSeq, a predicted model, not a curated record
AUGGAGGGACGUUAUGUGAAUGUUGUCAUGUCUGGACGUACAUCUAGUCUCCUCCUGUGUGAAGUGGAGGUCUAUGGGACAGAGAAUUUAGCAUUUAAAGGAACAGUGACACAGUCAUCCACAUUUGACAACUGGGAAACUCAACAUGCCAUAGAUGGUGUCAGAUAUGGACCAGACCCAUUUAUUAGCCCAUUCUGCUCUGGUACAGCAUAUGAGAGUAACCCAUGGUGGAGGCUGGACCUUCUGGAUUAUUGUAACAUUACUACAGUGAUCAUCAGUGCUAGACCAGACUGCUGCCAUGAAGAAACUAAUGGAGCAGAGAUUCGGAUUGGAAACUCACUGGAAAACAAUGGAAAUAACAAUCCCAUAUGUGCUGUGACUUCUGAUCUUCUAGUUGCUCAAACCAUCAGUUACUCAUGUCAAGGGAUGGAGGGACGUUAUGUGAAUGUAUUCUUGACUGGACGUACAUCUGUUUUCAGUCUGUGUGAGGUGGAGGUCUAUGGAAAACUUAUAGUUCACAGAAGAAAAACCUUUCUGAGGCUGAAAUUUUCCUCCAGUGGUGAUGUAGCUGCUGAGAGCGACACAAUCCUCCAUCAGCUCCAGUCUGCUCUGGGAUCACACGUCUCUGAUUUUAAACUGUCCUGGACACAACUACCCAAGAAAGAAGAAGAACUGCGAGCAGACAAAGCUUGA